Messenger RNA from Cloeon dipterum, 5943 nucleotides. RefSeq lists its product as uncharacterized. Lineage: Eukaryota; Metazoa; Arthropoda; Insecta; Ephemeroptera; Baetidae. Bases 61 to 5079 code for a protein of 1672 amino acids. The record is from RefSeq and is a predicted model, not a curated record. The transcript has 19 exons.
ACUUGGUGGCGUGCCAAUUGAGCAGACAGUCGAGCCAACGCCAAGUCCGGACGCACACCCAUGGAUGCCGCGGACGCCGAAAUGUUCCGGCAGGACGACGAGUUCCUCGAGUACCUGAUGUCGCUGCCCAAGCCGCCGGAGGAGCAGCGGCCCCUGAGCCAGGUGGCCCAGGCCGAGAGCAGCCUCGAGUCGCCCGAGGCGCCCUCCAAGGUCGGUUUGGACCACUUGGACAAUUUGUGCAAGCUGAUGGAGCAGCUGGGCGACCUGAAGGACCAGAACAAUAAAUUGCAGCGGCGAGUGCAGUACCUGGAAGACCUGCGAGCCCUGCAGGAAAUGCACAAGCAGCUGCUGGCCAGGACGCAGAACUCGCAGGAAAGUCUCUUGGACAAAAAGGGAAAGGAGGAGGAGUUUGAAGAAAUGGACAGGCAGCACUCAGAGGAGCUGGAAGACGGCGCCAUUCCAGCCAAGUCCAAGGUGUCCAAGUGGACGCGGGUCAAAGAGGCCUUCAGGUGGGAAAAGGCGCAAAUCGAGCCGCAAGAGUCGCGGUCGCAGGACAGUGGAAUCGGCCUGUGCCCUGACAGGGCGGGCCAUGUGGUGCAUCAGGGGGCGGGGGAGUGUCGGGACCUGAGAGUGUGUGUUGAAGAGUCUGUGCUGAUGAGUUCAAAUCAACUGCUCAGCUCGUCGUCGUCGUCCAAUGAGGACUUGAUGGAUAUCGAACUCAACUUUGGCGCGCUCAACGAGGCUGCGAACGCGUUUGCUCAGAAUCUCUCAGAAUCAAGUCCGACGGCGGAGCAGAGGUUGCGGCGGUCAGCGUCCCCAAUGGACACUGAAACCGAGCGUCGCAGCAAGUCAACGGAAAGUGCGCAGGAAGAAGCGAAAUUGGAGAAGAAAGCAGGUCUGAAGACGCCGUGGAGCAAAGUGAAAAACAUCAUCCAGACGAGGAGGGAUAGUCUGAAAAGGCGAACGCUGCCCGGCGCUUCCAGGCUGAGCGACGACGAGCUUGAAGACGAGCCGCUGUGGCACCGCGAGCACCAAAGGUUCAGGGAGCAACACAAGAAAUUGCCGGUGCUCACCCUGACCAUGCCUUCGACUGAAGAGGAGAACGUCAACCCGGCGCUUUUGACACCAAUCGAGUGUCGCCACAGAAAGGAAAGCUUUCCUAGAAAGAUUUCCUCGCAAAGAAGUGGUAGUUUAGGCGUUUCCCCUCCUGUUAUUCGGCGGCCCUCGAAGUGGACGAAAGUCAAAAAAGCAUUUUUGACCUCUAGACGAUAUGAAGAAGCUCCGAACGCAGUGUCAAUGCCCAGCAGCCCUCAUACGGGUGGUUUUAAAUUUUCUCAACACGACGACAUAAAAGGAGCUCGCAGGAAAAGUACUUCUGGCGACGUGGAUCGCAUGGAAGACGUGAAUCACUACCAUUUGUCCCCACAAUUCCGCAAAAGACUACUUGAAUGGCAAAUUAGACGGGCGAUGUCAGGAAAGGCGGCUCCACAGGAGGAGGACGACCUCCACAGAGAACUUCCAGAAGAGUUCGCACGCAAACUGGACGAGUGGAAGAAAAUCAAAGAGGGCAAGCUGAGUCCACGGCUGAACAGGAAAGACUCGGAGAAAAACAAAGCCAACCAGAAGGAAAAGCAACUGCAGUGGCUGGAGAAGGAGUUAAGCAAGGUGGAGAGAGAGAAGCAGAGACUGGAACGAGAGAGGGAGAAGUUCCUCGAACGAGAAGCGAGACUGGAGCGAAUGCGAAGGGCGAUUUUUCCGGGCGAGGGUCGCGACGGGCCCGAGCAAGAGGUGCUCAUCCAGACCUCGACGGGUUUCUUCCGCUUCCACGGCAUUUCGGAGCAGUUCACCAAGAAGCUCUUUGAGUGGGAGCAGCAGCGGGGAAUCGCCCCUGAGGCUUCAACGUUCGCCCUGCUCGACCCAAAGUACCACCCUGAGGGCGAGGCGGAGAGCGGCAAUUUGAUCAGGUGCAAAUCGGUCGGAAGCGUUGCCGAACAGACAGGAAAUUCGAGUCUGAUCGUCCAGAGCCAACCAUCAAGUCUGUCUCUGAACGAUGUAGAAGCGCUUGAGGCGGAACUUGAAGAAAAUCGUAUGUCGUCGGAGCCGAGGCUAAGGGCGGAUAGUUUCAACAGACCGCGCGCAGACAGCAGGUCAAAGCCCCGAUCGCGAUCCAACAGCAAGUCUCGUCCGAGGCCGCCGAUUGGACGUCCGCCUAUCAACGCGCAAGAUGUGCCAAGUGCUGUGAUCGUCGAUGUAGAGGCCACCGUGGAGGUCACGGCACCCUUGGUGGCCAUUCCGUCCAUCCAGCACGAGGUUCCGCAGUGGAGCACCGCCGAGCAGGAGAAAACGAUUUUGACAAAGGAAGAUAUUUGCACGAGCGUCGGGCAUUACCACGUGAAACGAGCUGACUCGGUCAGGAGUUCAAGCAGCCACCAACUGUUGGAGGAAAACAUGAAGCUGAUUGCAGAACUGAAGGAGAAAGAGUCGAUUUGCAGGCAGUUGGAGCUGGAAAUUGAGCAGAUUGAGAGAAAGAUGAAUGACGUUUCUUACACGCACCAGAAACAAUUAGAGAGACUACGAAGAGAGGAGAGAGAUCCAGAAGAUGAGCCAUGCGAGGACAGGGUGCAGCGUCUGCGGCGGAGCGUGAUGGACUUGGGCGCACGCAGAGAGCGACUUCAGAUGCAGACGCAGGCCCUUCAAGAUUCAUUCGAGGAAGCAUCACAGCAACAAGCGUCGUUGGCACAGAGCCUAAUGGACCACAUGAGGCUGCUCAAGCAGGGCGUCGAGGAGGAGGCGGCGGCCGCGUGUCCGCCAGAAUUCCGCUUGGAGAACGCGUACGUCGACCCGGUAGCCAAGGUGGAGGCCCUCUCGGCGCAGCUCAUAAUUCUGGCCGAGAAGUUGGAAAGAGCGCUGAGUUCGCGCAGCAGCAGCAGCCAAAGGGAGGCACCGCCGCGCCGCGCGGAUUUGCACACGUCCGCGUCGCUCGGCUGUCUCAGCCAGCGGAGUUACGAGCAGACCGGCUCGCCCAGGCGCACCAGAGUCAUACACCAAAAGCAAAGCUCGCAAGAACUGGCCGAACUGCCGCACUUGUUGACGAGCAAAGUGCUCGAGCUGCAGCAGGGCUUGAAUAAAAUCUGCGCUGCGUCGAAAGAAGCGGAAAAUACUACUAGUCCAGAGCGGGAGACGAACACCGAGGAGGAUGACAGUGAAUGUGCAACAGCAACGUUCGUCGUCCGUCUGAAUCGUCCUCCAGCACACGUGGUUGAAGAAGUGCCGUCGUCACCUCAGGCGUUCUGGCGGCGCGUGCCGGUGCAGAGCGAGCGCUCCAGCAGCACCAGUUCGUCCUCGAGCGAGUACGGAAAGUCGGACGGCUCGUACUCGAACGACGUGCUGGCCGUUCUGGAGCGCAAGAGCCAGUCGGGCAGCUCGCAGCCAGAGGAGUGCGAGACGAAGCCGCCGUCGGGACGACAGGAGGACGAGACGCCGUUCGAUCCGAAGAUGCCGGUGCGGAACUGCAGCCUGAAAAGGAGCAAGAACUUCCGCAUGGAGAGCCGCGAGACGUGGAAACAGCAGCAGCAGAGCCAGUUUGUGACCUCGGUGAUGGCGUGCGAGACCACCUCGGAGGCGAGCAAGCUGAAGACUCGCAGGGUGUCGGACACGCACGUCGCCUACCGUAGUCAGGAGGGCCCCAGCGUGAUCGUGCCGACGGUGCGCAAGAUUUUCUCGCCGGUGCAGAGCACGAACGACUCGAUCAUCGGCUACGUGAUCAGCGACAGCCCGUCAGGCGAGCCCGGCAAGCAGGAGGCACCGCCCUGGCGAAGGGUGCGCGACUCGCAGUCGGCAUCACCCGCCCUGCCUCGCAAAAUCCUGGCCGGCGGCUCGCCCGAGAGCUCGCCGCUGCGGCCGCGGCGCUUCCUGGGCGACGGCGCCAACCUGCCGCCGCCCUUCCCCAGGUCACCAACGCCCUGCCGCAAGAAUGGCGAGCCCAAGGUGUCGUCGCCCAGCAUCAAGCAGAUGGUGGCCAAGUACAACCAGCGCUUCGGCGACCAGGCCGGCCCUGAGCCCAGGGCCACGACCCCCGUGUGGCGCUCGCCGGUGCUCGAACGCAGGGACGGCCAGGUCAAGGCCCAAAUGGCCAGGUACCAGGACGACAUCAAGAAGGCGCUGCAGGACGGAUUCACAGGUGCCAGGUGGAGCAAGACCGUGCAGAAAUCUGCCAGCGCGGGAGCGAUCAGAUUUCCUCAAACCCAACCGCAAGAGCCACCGCCGCUGUUGAAAUCCUCCAGCGCCGGCCUGAUAAAGUGUCCCACGGCCCCAACCGACGUCCCGCUGACGCCGCCUCCUCCGCCUCCGAGAAAGCAUUUUGAGUUGCCAAAACUUGAAAUUAGGGACUCCAUCGACAGCACCAGCACGAAGGAAACUCCACCGUCCCCUCUGGACGAGUCAAUCGACCAAACCUUGAAGGAAUAUCGAAAGAAGCCAGCUAGUCCUUUGCAGAUGGGCAACAUGAGGGUGCACAGAGCUCCGUGCGUGCGAGCGCUGAAGCUGAAGCGGGCGAAGGAAGAGUUCCUCUCCCGAGGCCCAGGCAGCAUCAGCGCCUUCUUCGGCGAGCCGGGCUGCAGGUUGAGCCAGGCGAGCGCGGGCAGCGGCUCAAGCUACGAAGACCUUUUGCUCGGGGGUGGCGGCGGCGAGGAGGGCAUCACCAAGUCGGCCAGCGCCGGCAUGAUCAACGUCGAGGCCAACACGUACCACCGACUGGCGGCCGGUCCGUCCACCCUGGAGGCGAGCAAGAGCGUGUCGGAACUGAAGCCGGCGCGCAAGGCGUCCGGCUCGUCGCUCUUCGGCUUCUCCAACCUGGCGUCCAAGUUCCGCAAGGUGCGUCUCCGGAAGAAGGAGUGCCUGAACACGGUGUCGCAGUUGUGCCGGCAGUCGUUGCUCGUUGACCUCAACAUGGCGCAGGACAAAAAGGUGCUGGCCUCCAGCAGCGUGACCAGAGACUCGACGCCGUCCACCCUGACUAAUCCUGAGAGCAGGAGUUGUCCGAACUCGCCUGAGUGGAUCAGGAAGAACUUGAAACGAUGAAUUUCAUUGCGAAUGUUUACUUGUCCGAAUGUAAUUUGUGCAAAAUGGGUGAUUUGGAAUUUGUUUGAAAUUACGGAGUUUAACCGUCUGAAAAUCAAUAAUUUGUUAACUAAUAUUUUAAGUUACUCGGUUCAACGAUCUAAAAUUUAAGAAUGGGUUUCAGAAAAAAUGCAAGUUUUGGGCUCAUUUGGUUCUUAAAAUUUAAUGGAUUUAAAUAGCCAGGAAAAUAGCCAAUAGUUCCUAAAGCCCCAACAAUUGCAGAAAAAAGGGAUAGAUCGUAAAAUAAUAGUUUAAAUAGUUAAAUUCUUAACGUGCAAAAAAUUGGACCAAAUAUGCGUUACGACUUCAUAAUCCCUAAUAUUCUGUUGUUUAAUUAAUAACUUUAAUUUUUUUCCUCCCUGAGAGAUGAAAGAAAAAAUCUAGUAAUUCGGUGAUUAGAUAAUGGUUUCCUUAGACCAUGGUUAAGGGUUCUGAAAAUAAUUUCUAGAUAGCAAAAAUUUCUUAACCUGCUCGGAAACAAAUUUUACGAGAUGAUUUGGACCUCUUAGGCCCAUCAGUACUCAAAUGUCUACAUUCUCCAGUUCACGUACCACGAAAAAUUAAACUGGAAAAAAUAAACUUUCUGGCAGUUCCUAAUUUUGGCUAAAUUAUCUUUCAGACGAAUUCUAUUUCUUCUGACAAUCUCCGGAUCACCCAUUUUGGGCAAAUUCCACUCAGACAAAGCAAACCUACCCAUUUUAUUUAUUUAUUAAUUUAUUAUUAUUCUAUUCGAGGAUCGAAUGGAUCUGCAAUGAGGAUUAUAGAACCGUAAUCCGCCAACUACUGUGUACAAACUACGAAUAAAAAUCACAAUAAGUCGUCAAA